This is a messenger RNA of Gracilinanus agilis (Agile Gracile Mouse Opossum), 4901 nucleotides long. RefSeq names its product tyrosine kinase non receptor 2 (gene TNK2). Gene Ontology annotation, molecular function: protein tyrosine kinase activity; protein serine/threonine/tyrosine kinase activity; ATP binding. The transcript is spliced from 14 exons. Bases 510 to 3779 code for a protein of 1089 amino acids. Lineage: Eukaryota; Metazoa; Chordata; Mammalia; Didelphimorphia; Didelphidae. The record is from RefSeq and is a predicted model, not a curated record. Gene Ontology annotation, biological process: regulation of keratinocyte differentiation; negative regulation of epidermal growth factor receptor signaling pathway; signal transduction. Gene Ontology annotation, cellular component: extrinsic component of cytoplasmic side of plasma membrane.
CAGCAUAUCUGGAGAGGGCUAGAACUGCUUGGGGGUGCCCAACUGGUAGGACCCGAGGGACCCGAAGGAGAAGGUCGGCUGGGGGUUCAGGAGGUAAAUUGGAGACCGGGGGUGCAGGAGGGAGAAGUCAGAUCCUCUGUCCAGGAAACUUAUUUCGAGAGAAAGGGACACAGAGAGGGACAGGGCCUUCCCCAGGGUGCUGAGGCCACUCCUGAGGGGCAUAGGAUAAGGAGGCGAAGGCGGAGAAGGAGGUGGUGACUUUCUGAGGGUGUGUGAAGGGACCUACUGCGGACCCUACAAUGUCUCGGAGGCUAGUGGGGAGCAGAAGGGGCUUGUGAGGCAGGGAGAGUUUGGACAUUACAGUCCAGAAGCAAAGUGUAUCCUGUUUGACCCUCUUCUCUCACCACCACUUUUUGGGGAACCUGGAAGCUAGUGUGGUUGGGGACAUUCCUCCCCACAUCAUUCAGGGGCAAGGCGGCAGAAGGCUUCAGAGGCUGGAAGGAAGCAGUAUGCAGGCAGAAGAGGGCACUGGUUGGUUGCUUGAGCUAUUGGCCGAGGUACAGUUGCAGCAGUAUUUUCUUCGUCUCCGAGAUGACCUCAACAUCACCCGCCUGUCCCACUUCGAGUAUGUCAAGAAUGAAGACCUGGAGAAGAUUGGCAUGGGCCGACCUGGCCAGCGGCGGCUGUGGGAGGCCGUGAAACGAAGAAAAGCCAUGUGUAAGCGAAAGUCCUGGAUGAGCAAGGUGUUCAGUGGCAAGCGCUUAGAUGCAGAAUUCUCCACUCCUCAGUCACAGAAUACCUUCAGAAAGACGUCGCCCAUUCCAGGAGUUUCAGUUGGAGAGGGGUCUCUGCAGAGCCUUACUUGUCUCAUCGGGGAGAAAGACCUGAACUUGUUUGAGAAGCUAGGAGAUGGCUCCUUUGGAGUUGUACGAAGAGGGGAGUGGGAUGCUCCCUCAGGAAAGAAGGUGAGUGUGGCUGUCAAAUGCCUGAAGCCAGAUGUCCUGAGUCAGCCUGAGGCAAUGGACGACUUCAUCCGGGAGGUCAAUGCGAUGCACUCCUUGGACCAUCGAAAUCUAAUCCGUCUCUAUGGGGUAGUCCUCACCCCACCCAUGAAAAUGGUUACAGAGUUAGCUCCUCUGGGAUCUCUGCUGGACCGUCUGCGCAAACACCAGGGCCAUUUCCUCCUGGGGACUUUGAGCCGCUACGCCGUGCAGGUGGCAGAGGGAAUGGGCUAUUUAGAGUCCAAGCGCUUCAUUCACCGAGACCUAGCUGCCCGGAACCUACUACUGGCCACCCGAGACCUGGUCAAGAUUGGGGACUUUGGAUUGAUGAGGGCCCUGCCCCAGAAUGAUGAUCAUUAUGUCAUGCAAGAGCACCGGAAGGUUCCCUUUGCCUGGUGUGCCCCAGAGAGCCUCAAGACCCGGACUUUCUCCCAUGCCAGUGACACCUGGAUGUUUGGCGUGACCCUGUGGGAGAUGUUUACUUAUGGACAAGAGCCCUGGAUUGGCCUCAAUGGAAGCCAGAUCUUACACAAGAUUGACAAAGAGGGAGAGAGGCUGCCUCGACCCGAAGACUGUCCCCGAGAUAUUUACAACGUCAUGGUCCAGUGCUGGGCUCACAAACCUGAGGACAGACCUACCUUUGUAGCCUUACGAGACUUCUUGCUGGAGGCUCAGCCCACAGACAUGCGGGCCCUUCAGGACUUUGAGGAGCCUGACAAAUUGCAUAUUCAGAUGAAUGAUGUCAUCACCGUCAUCGAGGGAAGGGCGGAGAAUUACUGGUGGCGUGGGCAGAAUACUAGGACGCUGUGCGUGGGGCCCUUCCCGAGAAACGCCGUGACCUCCGUGGCAGGGCUGUCAGCCCACGACAUCAGCCAGCCCCUCCAGAACAGCUUCAUCCAUACUGGCCAUGGCGACAGUGACCCCCGACACUGCUGGGGAUUCCCAGACAAGAUCGAUGAAUUAUAUCUGGGAAACCCGAUGGAUCCUCCCGACCUGCUAGCAGUGGAGCUGAGCACCUCCCGCCCCACGCAGCUUCUAGGAAGGGUCAAAAAGCCUACUUACGACCCAGUCAGCGACGAUCAGGACCCACUGUCCACUGACCUCAAGCGUCUCUGUCUUCGGAAGCCGGGCCUCCCCAGGGGCCUGUGGCUGGUGAAGCCCUCCGCCCGAGUGCCAGGCACCAAGACAGGCCGGGGCGGGGGUGAAGUGUCCCUCAUCGACUUUGGUGACGAACUCACAGCGCCUUCCCUGUCUAGCCUGUGCCCGAAGCCCAGCGCCCCCUCUCUUGCCCAGUUGGCCAUGGAUGCCUGCUCACUGCUAGACAAAACACCCCCGCAGAGCCCCACCCGGGCACUUCCUAGGCCCUUGCACCCCACGCCUGUGGUAGACUGGGAUACCCGCCCACUGCCCCCACCCCCAGCCUAUGAUGACGUGGCCCAGGAUGAAGAUGACUUCGAGGUGUGCUCAAUCAACAGCACCCUGGUUGGGGCCAGAACCCCCGAGGGGCCUCCCCAUGGAGAGACCAACUAUGCCUUUGUGCCUGAGGCUGGGCGGCCCCCUCCACCCCUGGAAGACAAUUUAUUCCUCCCACCCCAAGGAGGGACCAAACCCCCUAACUCCUUACAGACUGCGGAGAUCUUCCAGGCUCUCCAGCAGGAGUGCAUGCGCCAGCUGCAGGUGCCAUCCUCAUCUCUGGCCUCCACUCCGAGCCCUGGCUUGGGUGGAGAAGACAAGCCCCAGGUGCCCCCCAGAGUGCCAAUCCCACCUCGGCCCACACGACAGCGAAGUGAGUUAGGCUGCCGCUCAGGGGAACUGUCUCCAGCCUCAGGGGGUGAAGAGGAGCCUGGACGGUGGAGGGGGGCGGCCCCACCCCCUCAGAUCCCCCCAAGGGAGCCCUUCUCCCCCCAGGGCUCCCGGACCCCCAGCCCCUUGGCACUGUCUGGCGGAUCUCCCUUGCCCCCUCGGCUUUCCAGCUCCCCUGGGAAGGCCAUGCCUACCACCCAGAGCUUUGGCUCUGACCCCAAAUAUGCCACACCCCAAGUGAUCCAGGCCCCUGGCCCUCGGAUAGGGCCUUGCAUCCUGCCAAUCGUCCGAGAUGGCAAGAAGAUCAGCAACACACAUUAUUACCUGCUUCCGGAGCGGCCCCCCUACCUGGAGAGAUACCAGCGGUUCUUGCAGGAGGCGCAGAGCCCCGAGGAAGAGCCUCCCUCCAUCCCCGUCCCUCUGCUGCUGCCGCCCCCCAGCACACCGGCCCCCGCUGCCCCCACCGCUACUGUGAGGCCCAUGCCCCAGGCCACCCUUGACCCUAAGGCCAACUUCUCAGCCAACAAUAGCAACACAGGUGCCCGCGCCCCAUCCUUGAGGGCAUCCGCCCGUCUGGUGAAGGGCUGCCCAGGGGAUGGGCUGGAGGCUGGGCGGCCCACAGACAAGAUACAGAUGGUCCAGGCCAUGGUGCAUGGGGUGACCACAGAGGAGUGCCAGGCGGCCUUGCAGAACCACAACUGGAGCAUUCCGAGGGCUGUUCAGUAUCUGAAGGUGGAACAGCUCUUUGGCCUGGGUCUGCGGCCAAGGCAGGAGUGCCAUAAGGUGUUGGAGAUGUUUGAUUGGAACCUGGAGCAGGCUGGCUGCCACCUGCUAGAUUCCUGUGGUCCCACCCACCAUAAGUAUGUGUUCCUCUCUUGGUCUGCCCCAGUUCUUCCUGCCUUCUCUGCCCAGCCCGAUGGACCCCAGGGAGCAGGGCCCUUUAGGCACAGGGAGCCAGCGUUCCCCAAAGGCUAGCCGCGCCUUCCCCAGGUUCAGGGAAACCCCCAGGCGAGCGAGCGGUCCCCAAAGCUCAGAGCGUGAGGGCAAGUCUCAGCAGAAAGUCCUGGGAAUGGGGGUUGUGGGUCAGGGGAGAGGAGGACCCCGAAUAGAAGGCAGCUGCUCGGCGCUGAUCUCUCCCAAGCAUGCAACCCCUCUCUUCUUGCAGGCGCUGACGGCAGGUCUGGGGAGCCGGAGAGUCUGACUUAAGGGGGGGUCCUGUUAGUCUGCCUGAAGGAUCGUUUGAGCCUGUCCUGCAUGGCCAGGGCCAGGGAGGGGGUAGUUUCCCCCUGCCCCCGGGGGCCUGGGGAAACCUGCUGCUACCUUCUCUCCCAUCACCCCACUUCUUCAGAUAGGCAGAGAGGAACCAGAAGGAGCAGGAGCCUCGGAUGGGGCCACCCUUUCACAGUGCUAGUUGUAGCCUUUCCCUCCAUCCGCUUCUCCCACGGCCACUCCAGAGGGACGACCCAGAAGGAACAUGGGGAAGGGGGUGAGGAGGUAUUCAGUGCUGGCCUGAGAGAGGACAAGGGGCCGCCCCGGGCACAAGUGCCCCCUUUCCUCCUAGCCCUUUAAGUCUCCAUCUGCUGCUUCCCUUCCCUUUAGGGACCAGAUUAUAGGGGAAACCCCCGAGCCCGUCUGCUUGUGUCUGUGGCAUUUCCUCUUCCUACGCCUGUGGAAGGAAGGUGUCAGUGGGGGAAGGAGGGCAGGCAUGAGAGCCAGAUGCUUGCCCGCCUCGGUGGAGCUCUUUCUAGCCAGGGGACAGGCAUGGCUGUCAGGGGAGAGAGAGCUCUCAGGAUACAGACCCCCCGUGGAUGGUCUUCCUGGGUUGAGGUAAUGGGGGGCCCCACUGUCGCUCGAGGUCGAGAAUUUCAGGAUGUUGGAGGCAGGGAGGAUGUAAGCCCAAUUUCAGGGCGGGGACAGAGCCCCAGGAUGUGCAGAAGGGAACAAAUAGCCGGCAGCUAACUUGGAGACCAGCGCUCCAUCGCCCCACUGCUCUUCUGUGUUUUCCCCACAACCUCUGUUGCCAAAGUUGCUGCUGUUGUCCUGCCUCCACACAUCUGCUUCUUCCAGAGAAAUAAAAUUAGUUUCUAUUUUACAUUA